AUGGUGAGCUCCUGCUGCUGUGCUCCCACCUGCUGCUGUGCUCCCUCCUGCUGCCAGCCAACAUGCUGCAAGACGGUGUGCUGCAGAACAACCUGUUGCAAGCCAUCUUGCUGCAUGUCCACCUGCUGCCAGCCCUCAUGUUGCCAACCUACCUGCUGCAGAACAGUUUGUUGCCGAACAACUUCUUGUGCACCGACCUGCUGUGUGCCCAGCUGCUGCCAACCUUGCUGCCAGCCAUGCUGCUGUGACUCUAGCUGCUGCCAGCCUUCGUGCUAUCAACCAGCUUGCUGCAGAAUAUGCUGUUGCCAGACCUCCUGCUGCAGGCCUGCCUGUUGUGGCUCCAGCUGCUGCCAUCCUUCCUGCUGUUGA
Molecule: messenger RNA, 369 nt
Organism: Phascolarctos cinereus (koala)
Lineage: Eukaryota; Metazoa; Chordata; Mammalia; Diprotodontia; Phascolarctidae
Source: RefSeq, a predicted model, not a curated record